Molecule: messenger RNA, 966 nt
Organism: Pristis pectinata (smalltooth sawfish)
Lineage: Eukaryota; Metazoa; Chordata; Chondrichthyes; Rhinopristiformes; Pristidae
Exons: 5
Coding region: 19-966 (315 amino acids)
Source: RefSeq, a predicted model, not a curated record
CUACUCGGAGCUGAAACAAUGCAAUCUUGCAACAUCCAUCUGUACUUCCAACUCAGCCUGGCUCUGUUUGCUUUCGUUGAAUUGGCUGUUGGAGAUGAACAGGAGUUUACAGUGACCGUUGGAAAUGUUGAAACACUUAGUUGCUUAAUCUCAAGGCAGCUUCCAUAUGAUCGUCCUGUGAGCUGGUACUGGACACCACUCUAUCCAGAAUGUAGUGGCUCCAAUGGUGGCAAAAUUCUGGACAUUUAUCCUGAUGGAAGAACAGUAUUUGAAGAGGAGUUCAAAGGACGAGUACUGGUAUACCGAUCAAAAAUUAAAAAGGGCGACUAUUCAAUCACUAUCAGGGGAGUAAAGAUACCUGAUUCUGGGGAGUUCACCUGUGCCCAUGAAGAUCUUUCUGAAGGGAAGAAAGUGAGGCUAACAGUGAAACCAGGCUGUUGGUCUAAUCUACAUCUGACCGUGGAACCACCGGUUGUGUCAGUUGGAGACAAAGUUACAUUAACCUGCACGUAUUGUGGAACGAAAUUGGUAACACCCCGAAUAAAAUGGCAGUAUGAUGGAUUAGCGAUAUCAGACACUGGAGUUGUCAGCAUUACCAACGGUGGACAGUCUCUUGUUAUUUCUCAGGUCAACCAGGAGCACUUGAAGAAGUAUGGAUGUAGUAUGGCCAAGAAAGAAUCUAUUGUGACUGAAAUAUGCCUGAACAUAGAGCUUGAUUUUCUAGAUACCACAAUGUUUGCUGGAGAUUAUGAUUAUCCAGUGAGUACACCAAUUCCUACCACCACUUCUGAAUCCACAACAACAUCAACCACCCAAGAAACUACCACGACCGUGACAACGGCACCUGAGAUCACAAAUGUCUCACAGAACAUGUGGAACGACUUAGAGUGGAUGCAGGACACUUCUCCAGUUACUAGCCCAAAAACACAAAGUUACCCCACCACAAUAACAGAUACAUUGCAGUAA